GUUGCCAAUCACUUCUGGCAAUUUAUAAAGACGUAUUACUUAAAUUCAAGUAUGUAAUUAUUUAUUUACAUUACUUUUUCUUCAAGAUUCUCGGUACCUGUACGUUUGUAUAACAGAGCAUAACUGUUCUAUUAAGAUGUAAGAGCCUGGAUAGAACCUGUCUUACUUGAAUACUAGUGUGAUGAUAAGUUGCUCUUUUGUAGGAUAUAUAUACAGAUGUAAAUUAAACCAGCAACUUAGCGGUCUGAGCACGCGGCUUUAAAACAGUGAUUCAUAACUUUACACCCCAAUCACUCUUCUGUGGUUAAAUUGAAGUUUUUGAUCAGAUAAAGUAACUUGAGUGAAUGGUUUUAUCUAAUUACCUUAUUUUCGGUAAGUAUUUACUUUGGAGCUCUAAACCUUAAAAACCUUAAACCUUAAUACGAGAGAAUUAACGUCAAUUAGAUAGUUUAGUCGAUAUAAAAACAUUUAAUUUUUACACAUACUUGUUGAUUCAUCAAAAGAGGUACUGUUAUACCUUACCAGUUACUACUCAAGCUGAGAUACAAAUUGAUUCACGUAAAUAAACAAGGUUUAUCUUGCUAAAACCAAUUCUAAAUGCCAGACAACACAUUUGGCACAAUCUAUUACUUUUGAUAAAUCAUACAAUUAAACGUAACUAUGGUGAAUAUGUUUGUUAAAUGUUCCGCUAAUAAUACUAACAAGUCUUUUGAACAUGUUAUUUUGUAAGGUUAUUGUUAUAACAAAUAUGACAAUGUUUAGCUAAAAAAAACUUUUUUUUAAAAGAAUCGGUAGAAAAUGCACUCCGUACGAACACAAUUUUAGAGAGCAACUGGCAUCUGAGACGUUCUAUAAACAAUACGAUACUUUAUUAAGCUGAUGUAUUUGCACGUACUAAUAAAAGUUUUAAUGAAUUGUGUAAAUUAAUUUUUCAGUAAAAUAUUGGUUAGAAAUGAAACAGUUUUAAGACUUCAGAUACUUGAAAUUGUGGUAAAAUAUAAUCCAUAGAUCCUUUAUCCACAAGCUUUUAUUAUGCCGCAUCAACACUGGUAGGUCGACGUCCAACAGAAUCUCGGCAUGAAUGAAGAAAACUCAUCUCUCUUUUUAAUGCCUAUCAAGAGACAAGAAUGCUGCUGAGCAAUCUGCUUUCUAUUAUUAUAUGGCUCUCGAAGACGACUUAUGAAACAAGAAGACACAAAAAGUGACACCAUUCAACAUGUAUGCAAUACUCUCAUCACUGUUUCUCGGUCAAAACAUGGUUCGAAUGGCUUUAAAAACCACUGACUUAUUUUACUAUUUCCUACGAGAAUGUGAAGAUAUUUGAGAUCAUGUUUAUUUUUAAAUUUCAGUCUCAACAAUGUUAAGUAAAUCGUCAACUUUUCAUGUUUCAACGCGACACGUCUAUGAGCAUGAAUUAAAGCACCUUCCAUAUCACCAAAGUCAAAACCAUCGAUCACAGAAACAGUCAAAGGUCGAUGAUCCAACUCCCCAUUCAAAUCAAUACACUAAACAUAAUCAGCGUCAAGUUUUAAAUUCGAAUAUGUUCCGAUCGGAAAUCAUGUUUAAUUCUAAAGUAAGUAGAUCACUACAUAUUGAUGUUAAUACUAUUACUAACAAUAAUGUAAGCAGUAUCUCACCUACAAAUUCAUGUUUUACUAUUUCUUCAAAUGAUAAUCAUAUCGCUUGUAAAUUAAACGAUAUUAGUGAUACUGAUGAAGAGAUCAUUGAUGAUAAUGACUCUGACAAUGAUAUUGAUGAUGAUAGUUUCUAUAAUAAAGAUGAAGUCGAUGAAUUAUUCUUUUUCAUACCAACUGUAUCUUCUAAUGAGGUAAAGUAUGGGAAUCAAUUAAAACAGCACCAAUCUAUUCCAUUCACACAAAACACAAAUCGUAUACAUAAAUUGUACGAUGAUUCACUCAAUUUACAAGUUUCACCAAAACUUCCAAGUUUAAAAGAACGUAUAACUCGUACACAAAACAUCUGGUGUCUACCAAAUUUAAGUAGGAUAGAAUCCGAAAAAUUAUUGGAGUUUGCUGAAAUUGGAAAUUUCAUCGUUCGUGUAAACCAACAAAAUUCAAGUAUGGUACUCACUCGUGUUUGUCCACCAACAACAGCGAUACGUUCACUCAAUAAAAUUAACGGUUAUUUACAUGCUAAACACAAAGACUACAUUGAAGACAACUACAACAAAAAUCAACAUCAGAAUGUUUAUUUACCAAUCAAACAUAAUUUGAUUGAAAUACUUCCUCAUGAUGGUUAUUGUUUGACUGGAGAUAAGAAAAUGCGUUUAAUAUUCAAAAGUUUGAUACAUUUAUUAGAAUUCUAUUUACUUGUUCAAGUAAGCAAUCGUGGAUCAUUCCUUCGUUUACCAUCGGCAAUUUGUCAAGCAAAAACUACGCAGGAACUUGACCAAAUUAAUAAACAGGGGAUAAAAUUUUGGAAAUCAACCAAUAAUUGGAAUGUUGACUAUAAACCAUUUUUGAAAAAUCCAUUCCUUCCUAAUUCACAAUUGUUUACUUCACAAAAUUCAAUGAAAUCAUCCAAAUUAAGAAAUCAACAAGAUAGUAAUAUGUCAGUUAAUCAGAUAUCACAACAACAGACACGAGAAUAUCCACGUUGGAGACAAAUGAAUAUCAUUUGUAAUAAAAAAGAUAAUAAGCUGACAACAACGACAACAACACCACGUAUACGCCCGAGAGCAAGUUCAGUAAAUGAUCGUUCAACACAACAUCAUUAUGAAACAAAAUUAAAACAUAAAGAAAUUGAGAAGCCCAUAAAUAUCAAUAAUAAUAAUAAAAUUAAUCAUGCAGAUAAUUUAUUUAAAACAAUGAAACAAAGAUUAGAUUUUAGAAAUAAUUAUUUACAUAAAACGAAUGAUAAUAAUAGCAAAGUAGAUCGAUUGUCAUUAGAAAAACAUUCUUGUCAACAGAUUACAAAUAUUCUAUCACCAUCAUCAUCAUCAUCAUCAUCGUCUUCUUCAAAUGUUCCCAUAAUUACUACAACUAUUCAGAAAAUAUCUCCUUUAAAUAAAACUGAUAAAAUUAAUGAAUCCAUUGAAUGUUCUUCUCUUCGAUUAAAUCAAAAUCGACGUCAUCAAAAUGGGGUAUAUGAAGGAGCUGAAAACGAAUUCUGGGAUGCUCUUUUGCAAGCUAAAUCUUCAAAUCCAGUCCAAACUGUUGAGACACAGGCAUGGCGUUUAUGGAAUCCGAACCAAAAUACAAAACAUCCUAUGAACAUAACCAAUACAUUCACCGGGGUUAAUACUUCCAUCAUCAUUACCACCACUACUACCGCUGCAAAUACCGACACUAAUAAUCAAUCACAAGAGGGAAAAUUAUUCACUUCAGCUUUUCAUUUAAACAGCACAUCUUGUGAACCAACAAAAACAAGUACUCGUAGUAAAGGUAACACUGAGUAUCAUGAUUUAAACUUUCCACUUGAAAUUGUCAACUCACAAGAUAAAAAGCGUCAAUUAAAACAUCAAAUCUCAUUACCAUCAGAUAGAUCCCAUUUGACAUCAGAUGCAUAUGAUAAACAAUUUGUACUUAAGACUCACCAAACAACUAUACAGCCUGUAUGCAUGAAUCUGGUAAAUGAUAGUGUAGGGAAUUCAACCACUAAUGCUAUGAAGUGUAAUCCCAUUGUACAUACAACAAGUAAUACUAGUCAUACUACUAAAAACUGUGCUGGUAGUAUAUGCGACGAUUUAAAACUUCCAAAUUACUUUACACGUAUUGUAAAUACUAAUCAUUAUAAUGAUACCGUGAAUUACCAAGACACUGCAACUAAUCCAAUUUAUUCAAGUGGAUGUUUGAACAACGAGCUAAGAGUUGACACUAGUUUUAACUAUUAUGAUACUAAUGAUAAUAGAGAUGAUAAUUUACAGUUUAAUGGAAAAGAAACUGGUAAUAUCGACAAAACAUUAUCGGAUUACGAUGCAUUAGUGGAUCAAGAAAUAGGAGGCUAUAAAAAUACAAGAUAUUCAUUAAAUUUGAAUGAUUUAGCAACACCUCAAACAGUUGGACAUGUAUUUGUUAUGAAAGCUACAGCUUAUCCUAUAGAUGAAUAUAAUUUUUCAUCGCAUCCACCAAUUGAUUCCUUAAACAAUAAUUUCUCUUCAAUUUCAUUGAAAUGUUCAACAACAACAUCAACAACAACCACAGUAUCAGGAGCAUGUUAUGCAAAGUUGAAAAAAGACAUAUCAUAUCAAGACAAUCAUACUCCAGGAACAAUAACCACAAUGUCAACAAUAAAUGAUACAUGUAAACAUAAGAGUAAUAACAAUAUAUCUGAACCUUUGCAUACAAGCAAUAAACCAAAAUUAAGACGCGCAUAUUCGCUGAAAAAACAAUCAUCAUCAACAUCUAAGCGAACACAGCCAUAUGAAGAUUUAUUAUUGUUUAAUGCAAAUUUGAAUGAGAAUAAUAAUAACACUAACAACAGUUUGGACAAUGAUGGUAAUAAUGACAGUUAUAAUCGUAGGCAUGGAUUAUUAUUUCUAGGGGAAAGUUCAACAUGUUUACGCAAUAACAUAUUGCCUACAGAUAAGACUGAGAAAAUUACUAGAAUGUACGAUGAAAACGAGGCGGAUACAACACAUAGACAGAAAACAGUUAAAACAAUUUCUGAAAAUAAUCAUCGACCUACUAGUUCAUCAUCACCGCCGUUAUCAUCCAAAGUAGUCAUGCAAAAACUGGACGAAAUAAAAAAUGACUCAUCCACGUAUAAACCGGUCACUAAAAUUAUUUAUUCAAAAACAUUGAAUAGUCAAAGUAAUUAUCACCCAGACUUAGAGACAUCAGAUGUUACUGAUACAUUUGUAAACCAUUAUGAUAAGUCCAAGAAAUAUGAUAUACUACAUGGAGAUCAUACAAUUUGCUUUGAAACUGAUAUGGAAUUAAAUAAGAAUUAUUUCCAAGAUAUUGAACAAAAUUCAAAAGUAAAGAAAUUAACCAUGUCAACGGCUAUAACGAUGACGGCAACGACAACAACAGCACUGAUAUCAGAAACUGUAACAAAAUCAGUUAAUUCUGAAUGUCCAACAUUAACUUUGUUGUCUGCUCCAAGGAUAUCACUGCCUCAUGAGAUUUAUCAAAGUGAACAAAAUGUUUGGGAUAAAAGUUCAAACAGUAGACAACAACAACAAAAUAAUAAUCCACACUCUUAUCGUCAUCAAAUAUCAUCAGAUUCUCAACAAAAUAAAAGUUUCAAACUUGAAUCUAAUACAUCAUCACCUGGAGCUAGUAGUCGAGCUAGUACUGUAUUUUGUCCACCAUGGGAUACUGCCCCAAUUGGUCCAUAUAUUGCAGAUUUAUUAAAAUUAAAUCCACCGUUCUCAUCAACUCUUGAUGAUUUACAACAAUCUCCUAAUGCUUAUCACUCUAAUGAUUAUAAUUCCAAUAAUCUUAAUAACAGUAAAAUUCAUUCACAAUCAAGGAAUACACAUUAUCAACGUAAAGAUUCUACACGGAGUCGUAGUAAAACAUUAUCUAGUGUUGAACAUCAACUAUUGAUUGGAAAUUUACUUACUGACUAUAAUAAUUAUUAUUGUUCUUCGUCUACUGCGACAACAACAACUACUAAUGAUAAUAAUCCAGUAAUUUCACCUUCAUCACUAUUAAAUAGUAAUAAUAAAACUGAUAUGUCUAAUCUUUUCAGUCUGUGGGAACAACAACAACAAAAUCAGUCGAACAAUAGAGAACUGAAAGAGUUGUCAUCAACAUCACUAGGAAAUAUGAAUGAGUUUUUUAAAAGUUUACAAAAUGAUUUUUUAACUGAAACGACAACCGCGGUAUUGGAAACAUCAACGACGACGCCGACGACGGUGACGAUGUCAGCAGCAGCAACAACAAAAUCGUUAACAAUGAAGGAUGAUAGUGAUAAAUUAUCACCACCACUUCCAGUGAGAAGUAAAGGUGGACUAAAUGAUCCUUAUUCACUUGUUAAUGUGUCAAAAAAUAAUUCAUUAGAUUACAAAUUACAUUCAUUUAUUGAUUUUACAGAUGACAUUAGUCCAUAUGCUGUAACUGCCUGUCAUUCAAUGAAUUAUAAUAAUAACAAUAAUAAUAAUACUAGUAACAAUUCAGUACAAGAUUGUUCAUGUCUAACAUCAAGCGAAUUACAAACUUCUUCAUCUCAUAUAACGAGACCGUUGAAUAAUCAUCAUAUUCAUGGUAAACUUCGUGAUGAUAAUAAUAAUGGUAAUAAAAAUGUAGAUGAUAGAAGCAAUAUUAACAUCAAUACCACUACCAAUAUUACCAGUAACGGUGCUACAAUUGAUAAUCACAAUACCAAUUACAGUGUAACUAAUAAUGCGGAUAGUACUACUAUCGAAGAACUGAUACCGUACGAUUAUUCCUUGUCAAAUAAAUCACUACCUUUAGAUUUCUGCCAGAAUCCAUUAAAUAGUUCAUUGGAUAGUACUACAAGCCAUGGUAAAAUAUGGCCGGAUAAUUAUGUUUAUGCUCAAGUACUACCAAAACAUUUACGCGAUCAAGUUCAAUUCACUGAUAUCAAUUCAUUUGAUCAUACAAUCACAUUUCGAUCAGAUCCGUUCAAUGAUAUGCCACAAAUGGAAUUUAACAAUUUAAAAACUCUUGAACAUAUAUCAUUAAAUAAAAAAGAUGAACUAACUGAUAAGGAUUCAUUUACACAACAAUGUAUUGCACCUUUAUCAAUUGGUGAAUCAUUACAAACUUCAUCAUCUACUAAUUCAUUAGCUUCAUCAUUUGAUUCAAAAACAUCACUUUCUUCAUGGAAUUCUUCAGAAUCUUAUUCACAAAUACCUAGUAAAUCAGAACAAUAUCAUUUACCAUUGAAUACAAAUAUGAAUAAUAAAUUAAUUCAUUCAAUAAAUACAAGCCAAUUGAAUUUUGAAAAAGUUUCAUUAUUAACUCAUGAACAAUUACAAUCUUCAAAUAAUUUAGAUAAAAUAAAUUGGUCUAGUGAUUUACCACAAAAAUCAAAGAGAGUUGGUCGGCAUAUUAAGAAAUUUUUUCAUAGAUUAAUGACUAAUCCUAAAAGUCAAAUAGCAGAACAAAUUAAUUUAUUUAUAGAAUGUACAAAAGCAAGCAGUGAUCGUGGUCCAUAUCGAACAAUGCAAUCAAUUCGCCAAUUCAUCAAUGGUAUGACCAAUUAUCUCCUCAAGAAUCCAUAUCUUGGUCUUCCAAAAGCUGUUGAACGAGAGAAAAAGGAGUUAAAUGAAUUCGGAUAUGUAAAUGUUGGUUUUCAUUUAGAAUCAGCUUUACAACGAUAUAUCCUCAAACCAUUACAUCUUCAUGUGAUUAAACAAUUAGAACAGGAACAAGUAAAGAACACGGAUCUCAGUAACUUACAAAUUAAAGUUCAAAAAUUAUGUGAUCCCGAAAUUCGAGCAUCAGAUCUUGGAAUACAGGCACCUAUCGCACCGCCAAAAGAAUCUCUUAUACAAUAUGUGGUCAAUGUUUAUUCACAUUUAGCAAAUACCUAUUCAGUUCAACGGAAAAUAAAUUAUCUUGUUUCCAUAUUUAAUUAUAUUCGAAAAAGUAUAUACAAUUUGAAAUCGGAUCAAGAAUUAGAUGCAAACUCUUUGAGUACUGAAGAUCUUCAUGCCUACUACGCUUGGGUAUUCGCUCGAUCUGGCCUACUUCUCACAUCACUUAAUCCAACAAACAACCAUGACAUUGGAUUACAGACCACUUUACUUACAAACGGUAAUAAUAAUAUCAAUAAAUCAAUAAUUUGUCCAGCUGCAUUACAAGCUGAUUAUCUAGAUGGAGUUUUAAAUACCCCUCAACUAAAUGAUCAAGCAACAGGACUGAAUGAUUUAUUCGGCUCACUGUAUUGGAUAUGGAAUGAUAAAAAUGCAUUAUACCAAUCACAUGAAUCUAGUCCAUUGACACAACAAAAACUUUUAAACACGGAACAACAAAAUGCUUCAUCAUAUUCUAUAAAUAAGCAAGAAUCGCAAUUAAUUACUCAAGAUGAAUCAUUACAGAACAUGAUCAAUUCAUUUAAUUUAGGUUCCUCGAAAUACAUUCCAUAUCAACAUAAGCAAGAUCAUUCAACUUCUAUGGAAAAUAAAAAUUCAUCUAGUAGUUUAUUUCGUUUAACUACAGAAUUUAGUAGACGACGUAUAAUACCACCACGUCGAAGAAAAACCGUCACUGGUGUAAAUUUACCAAAGAUACCUAAUAUUGAACAUUCGAAUGAAAUAAAAUCUUCUCCAACUAAAAUACAACAUAAUGUUAAACAUCUGACAGCUGAUUCGAGUAUGAACACUACUAGACAGUUCUCAAAUCUAUCAAAACCUCAGUCCAUUUCCCAUUUAACAUUGAACGAAGAUCACUUUAGUCCUGUUCCAUUGAAUCAAAAUAAUAAUAACAAUAAUACACUGUCAAGAUGGCGUCCAUGGAUUGCACAACCAACCUUGCUGACACAUUCACCGAGUACAUGUCCUCUACCUGUUCAGUCUUCUCUUUCUUCGACCGCAAAUCUAAAAAUGUCUUCUACAUCUCCCGUUCAUGCGAAUACAACAAACUAUUUACAAGUAUUAGUAAUGAAUGAAGAAACGAACCAAUUACAGGCAUUAAAUUACCCAAUAAGGCCAAACAUGACAGCUAGAGAGCUAAAUAAUUUGAUAGCAUUUCAAAUGAGAAUAUUUGAUUCAAAAGAUUUUGGAUUAUUUGCUUACAUUAAUGGAACAGAAAUUCAAUUAGAAGAUGAACUACGAAUAGCUGAAUAUACUAGUUUAAAUCCAGAUAUUUCAUAUUCAACACAUAUACUUCCAACAACAAUGACAAUGGUCACACCAUCACGUUCACAAACCGGUACACCUAAUUCACUGAAAGACCAUGAAACACUUCCAUUCAAAAGUCAUGUUUCUAUUAGUUCACAUUCUGAUUCUACUACCAGUAGUUCAUCUGACUUUCGAUCGCGAACAGUAUCACAUCGUACGGGAAAGUCAAAUCGAAAUCGUGCUGCUUGGUGGACAAUGUGUGGAUCGAAUGGUCAAUCAAAGCAUCAGUUAGUAGUACCAGUUCAAGAUUCAGCUUGUAAAAAUGGUACAGAAUGUCAUGAAAAUUUAGGCUUGCAUAAACCAGUGUUAGUUUAUAAACGUAAAUCUGGCUAUUUCGCCUUAUCUGACCGUCUGUUGGGAUCAGGAUUAAAAUUUAUCCAACAACAAAACUUAGAAUUAUCUUCCCCUGAACAAUCAUAAUUGUGUAAAAUAAAUCAAAGGAGUUUCGAAUCAUUUAAAAAAUUCCAAACUCCUGUAUUCAACUGAACUUUCAAAAUUCUCACAUUUCAUGACCCAAAAUGUAUUUUAGAAAAUAUCUCACCGAAAAUGUAUGUUACUUAUACAUUCGAUCAGUAGUAACAGUUAACAAACUAAAAAAACAUUUUACAGAAAAAAUGAGUUGAGACGAUCUAAACAAAUCCUUACAAUGAUGUGCAUUUAAUCGGACCAGAUUUUCUAUUCAUUGUUUUAUUACAAUCAGUUGAAGUGGUCAAAAAUCUGGUUGAGUAGAUACACAAACAUAUGGCACUAUUCAUAACAACAUUUAUUAUGAUUUUAGCUUUCAUGACUUGACUAAAUAUUUGUGCUUACGAUGCUUCUAAUUAUUAAAGUCUAUUUAAAAGUAAAUUAAUACAAUGAUGGCAGUUCUGUCUCUGUAAUCCUUCUUAUCAUUAAUUUGUUUCCUUCAUAUCUAUAUUUUUUUCUUCUUAUUGAAAGUGAUAAUUAUAAUUUUUGCAUUGAAGUUUUUACUUGUGCAUAUUACCUAUUAUUAGGAAAAUACAGUGUUAGGAUUUCACGGAGGAAUCAUCUGAUGUUGAACAUAAUAUUACUUAAUACAAAAAAUACCCAUUUACUUGGGUACGUGCGUUUACACUGAGGAUAGCAAACUGAAAAGUCCGACAGAAAAAAAGAUCACGUAUAAAACACAAUAAGGAGAAUAUGAUUAAAACCGGUUAUCAAGAACAAAAUGAUAAAAUUGUCUCUAGGCCUAGAUAACCCAAAAUCAUAAGCACAAUAUCAUGUACACUUUAUUUUUGCUGCUAAAAGACAUAUUUUACUCUGCUUAAGGCUUCUUAACCUUUGAAAAUGGUUAGAGUAAAACCUAGGAACUGACAUUUGAAUAUUUUGGUUCUUACAAGUAAAAUGAUAUUUGAGACUAGUACAUAAUCGAUUCUUCUCGAUUUGAGUCCUCAUAGUUGAGUGCUACAGAUUAGGCUGUACUAUUCAAGUGAUAAGAAAAUAGUCCGCUUGAUAGAGCUAUAUUAUAGCUUUUUGUAGCACAUUAAAUGUUAGGAUAGGUGAUAAUAUCAAUAAAUCUUUCUGAAUUUUGCUCUUAUCCACUACUCAACUAAAAAUCUUCCAGCUGUACACUUUUAUAAAUCCUUAAAUCAUGAUAUAGCAUAUCAAACAUCCAAUACACUUUAUCGAUUUGUUGUUAUUUCCCUUUUUUUAUUCAUUUGAGUGGAAAUCUUAGAGAAACUCACCCUUUAUUUACUAGUAUUUACUAGUAAAACUCCUGUGAAAUAGAAAAACUAAUUUUUUUAUUGACAAUUGAGUGUAUUUUUUUUCUGUUAAAUGAACGCCACGAUCAAAUCAAAGUCUAUAGGCAAGUAAUAUCUAGUGAACAUAUAGCAAAAGAUAUAGUUUGACAAACUAGCCACUAAAAUCUUGAGGUUCCAAGUGCUAUGUGCACGGUUUAGAUACUGUGAUGACACUAACUGUGUGUAUUAUUCAGUAUAUCAUUCAUAAAACAUUAUUUUUUUAACAUUUUCUCCAAAUAAGCGUCGGAUGAAAUACGAUUUUAUUUGGUUGUACCACAGAUGUGGAUCGUUCCACGUUUCUUUGCAUUUAGAUUAUCCAGUUUCUACCAUAUUAUUGAACCAAAAUCGUUCUUUUCACUUUUUCUCACCAAGAGAUCGAUAAUUGGGAAUAAUUUUGCAAUUUUAUACUAGAAUGUGAAAGUCAUACCAACUUGAACCUGAUUGUUUUAGUAGUAUAGUAUGGUUCAAUCGGUCCAAUCAUAUAUGUUUGAAUUUCAUUAUAGCUUAUUCAUAUGACAAGAAUUAAACAUAAUUAUUUAGUGAUGGAGUAUUCUGUAUUUCCGAAAAUUUAAAAAGAUUUUGAAUUUACCAAGUGUCAUUUGAACAAAGCAACAAUCCAUUUCUCAACAAUUCCAUGAAGCUUAUUGACUUCACAAAGCAUCCUCUUUAUAAAAUUAAUGAAUAUGAGAUAAAUGGUCAACGUUUUAUUUGGAAUUCUAUCCCUGUACUGAAUAUGAUUUCAUUAGGAGUGUGAUUUAGUUUCAACAGUCUUACCGUUGAAAUCAAUAUCUAGUUAUUGUAAGGCCCAGAUCUAUAAAAUAUCCUCAUUUCUGGCUAGCAAAUGCUCCAUAAAAAUUACUUUAUCGGAGAUCUGCAAGGACAUAUACAAUAUAGUGUAGCCCAACAAACAAAAUAUAAACACAAAUAUAGAAAACUACACUCAGAUACAUAGCAUUAACCUACUAAAUGAAUAGAAAAAUCAUCAAAAGCACUGGAUACAGCAUACUAAGUGGAGGUUGUAGGCAACCUUAGCUAUUUUUUAGACAUUAUUUAAAUACUAUCACUAUACGAUAAACUUUGUUAAUAAUCACUUAAUUUAUAUACACAUUCGUUAGCAUAAAUAUAGUCCAUUCAGUAGUUGAGAUCAUGAGUUAAUUGAAGCUAGACCACUAUGGGAAACCUGGAAGCACCGGACGGCUGUUUCGUCCUACUAUGGGAUUCCUCAACAGUGAGCAUUCACGACUCCAUCUCUCAGGAUUCGAACCCAGAAUCUAUUGGUCUCAUUCAAUUAACUGAUAAUGUAAAUCAUAAUGGCAAUAUAUACUAAUUAUUGAUUAAUAUCAAGUAUAAAAUAUUCUACAGUUUCAGUAUACAAUAAGAACUUAGUUAUAACUAUGGAGAAUGUUAAUGUUUAAUAAAAUUUAGAAAUUCUAACCAGUUUUUAAUUAAAUUCAACAUUAUAACUUCCUUUAUUCUUUUUAUUUGAUUUACAGCAUAAUUGUAUGUAAACAGGUAUUUAUAAGUUUCAUCCCUAUCCAUUAUUACCUAUGGUCUUGUAGAUUAGUCUGAAUUAGUUCAUAGAAGAAACGUUCU
Messenger RNA from Schistosoma haematobium, 12129 nucleotides. RefSeq lists its product as uncharacterized. The transcript is spliced from 23 exons. Bases 1358 to 9196 code for a protein of 2612 amino acids. NCBI's taxonomy places the organism in Eukaryota, Metazoa, Platyhelminthes, Trematoda, Strigeidida, Schistosomatidae. The record is from RefSeq and is a predicted model, not a curated record.